AUGUAUACCCCUCCUGCUUUUUCGGGCCCAAUCCCUGAAGUCUCUGGCGAAUUUUUAGAAGUCUACACAGGCGGCUGCUAUUGCGGUGCUGUCACGCUGAUGGUCAAGACUAAACCACUGCCCGAGAUAGAAGUCAAAGAAGAUAACUGCAGUAUUUGUCAGCGUAAUGCCAACGUCUGCAUCUACCCCGAUCAAUCAGAGGUCUCGAUCGUAGGUGAUGAUAACAUGACUGAGUACCGCUUUGCAAGGAAAUUUACUGGUCAUCGGUUUUGUAAAGUCUGCGGAGUUCAAGUAUACAUGAAGCUGCAUGGACCUCCUAAGGCUCUGGUCGAUAGCUUGCCUCUAGCAAAGCAGAAGAUCAUUCGCCAGAAGCUGUCAAUUGUCCCGAUCAGGAUUGCUGCUCUGGAUGGUGUCGAGUUUUCUUUGGUAAAGAUUCAGAGAUCAGAUGAAGGAACAGAAGGAUAUGCGAUUGGCAAUCAGAAACGUAAAGGCAUGAAUGAUUCUACUUGA
Talaromyces atroroseus is the source of this 510-nucleotide messenger RNA. RefSeq lists its product as hypothetical. The coding region runs from base 1 to 510 and encodes 169 amino acids. The transcript is spliced from 2 exons. The record is from RefSeq and is a predicted model, not a curated record. NCBI's taxonomy places the organism in Eukaryota, Fungi, Ascomycota, Eurotiomycetes, Eurotiales, Trichocomaceae. Gene Ontology annotation, molecular function: carbon-sulfur lyase activity.